AGAAAGAGCACCUCAUCCUUUCAGACUCUUGAGAGAGAUAUUUUGUGGAUCUCACACUUGCAUUAACUAAAAGAGACGACAAGGAACGAUGAUGAUGAUCGAGUCAGCCAUGGCCGUACGAUUCCACGCCGGCGCAAAGCUCUGCCCCUCCACCUCCAUGACUUCAUAUCGUCCAACGCGGAGCUCGGAGGACGCGGCCGGAGCCGUACACGUCACUUCUUGCCGCCUUUCGUGCUCUGGUGGUUUUGGCGUGCCGCGGAGUCGAAUUCGACGGUCAAAGAAUGGUUCAGUUGCAAAAAGGAGCAAUUUUGUAAAGAACAGGCCUAUUCGAGCAUCCCUGGGGCAGUUAGGGCCGGGUUCGGAGCCUAUAAAGCCGAAUGGGAGGCCACAAUACCAUCCAUUUGAGGAUAUUGCUGAGUCCAAAUUAGAGACUAAUGGAACUGCUAGACUUACAGCUGCAGAAUCUGCUAGGACCAUUAUUGAGGUUAACAGCAAAGCAACGCUCAUGUUUUCAAGUUUGAUAAACGACGAAGUUCAUGAAAAUAUUAUCUGUCCGGAUUUGCCUUAUGUAACUGAUGAACAUGGAAAUAUCUACUUUCAAGUGAAGGAUAGUGAAGACACUAUGCAAUCCCUAACUUCAGAAAAUAAUUAUGUGCAAGUUAUUAUUGGCUUAGAUACUAUGGAAAUGAUCAGUGAGAUGGAGUUACCCGAAAUUGAUUUUGGAAUGGAUGGGAUUGAAGAUGAAGAUAGUGAUGUUGAAGAUGAUAAUGAUAACGAUGAGGAUGGUGAUGAAGAAGAUGGUGACUACGAUUCGGAUUGGGUUGCUGUUCUUGAAGAUGAAGACGAAGACGAAGACGAUAUGGAUGAUUCUGACAAGUCUCUUGGAGACUGGGCAAAACUGGAGACUAUGCGUUAUUCUCACCCAAUGUAUUUUGCCAAGAAGCUAACUGAGGUUGCUUCUGAUGACCCUAUAGAUUGGGCGGAGCAGGCUCCUGCUAGUUUGGCUAUUCAAGGCCUUAUAAGGCCCGCAUUAAUUGAAGAACAUUCUGUCAUCCAAAAGCAUAUGUCUGAUCAUCAAUCUAGUAAUGAUGGCGUAGAUUCAGUAGGGAGUAUCGUAGAAGAUGAUUUAGAAGAUCCUGUUAGGAUUAAUGGCCAUGAAUCAGGAUCUUCCAAGGAUAGUCCAGUCCAAGCAGAGGAAUUGGAGAACAAGAAGGAUGAAAUAUCAAGAAAUGGGACUACAUUUUACAAACUGGAGAUGGUUAAGAUUCAGCUGUUUUCAUCACAUGGAAAUCAGACUGUUGUUGAAGUAGAAGAUUUUGUAAAAGCUCAACCCGAUGCCAUUGCACACUCGGCAGCUAAAAUUAUUUCUCGUUUGAAUGCUGGUGGAGAAAAGACCACACAAGCUCUCAAGUCCCUCUGUUGGAGACUAAAGGGUCUUCAAGUGGAGGAGGCAGUACUUAUUGGUGUAGAUUCCCUUGGAUUUGACUUAAGGGUUUGCUCAGGGACACAAGUCCAGACAUUGCGAUUUGCACUUAAUACACGGGCCACUUCUGAGUACAGUGCUGAGAGACAACUUAAUGAUCUACUUUUCCCAAGGAUCCAGCACAAACCACAAACAGUGAAACAAAGUUAGCAAAAACGAAUGCCAACUUUAUCAACACUGUCGAGUGCCAUCUUCGAGUUGAUUCUAGCUGGUUUCUUCCUUGUGCCUCUUUGCAGAGAUUUGGAUAUAACAGGUGAGGAGGGGAAUUGAAAAUUUCAUGCACAGUCCACCAGGUCAUGUAUUGUUAAUUGCAAUUAAUGAUUAUGGAAAUUCAUUGUUUUCUAAGCUUUGUGACUCUCGACUCGACCUUGUACAUUAUUUUUUAAACUUGCUCAUCUUGCUGCUCGGUCUAAUGCCAUAGAAAGUGGAUGUAGAAGUAACUUCAAAGUAGAAAUGCUGUGAUUUAACAAAGACAUAGAGAACUUAGUAUUGGGAGGCGUUUUUCUGAUCAACUAGAACGUUCAUGAGUUUUACCAAAUAAAUAAUAAGUUUCUUCAGCAAUUUAUUGUAAUUUUUUGUCUGAGUCAGUUUUUAUCCUUACCUCAUUGGCCUUGUUUCAACCGAUUUGAUUAUAUUGAAGUUAAAUUUAUUUUUUCGGCGGAUGAGAGUGUGUUACUUGAUCUUAGCAAUGUAAGAACCAUCUGCAGAACAGAUUGUGAUUUUAGCAAUGUAAUUUUUCUUUCUUUGGGGAUCAACUGGCUGCUCUACUUUUUAUAAUCCGAACUCAAUAUACUUCGUGCAUCUGUCCUAAAUUUAGGAUUGGCAUACAACAUAAUGCAUUUUCCUUUUGCUGUUGUAUACUAAUAAUAAUAAUAAUAAAACAUAGUUUUGGUGUUGCAUUUUAUUCA
This is a messenger RNA of Prunus mume (Japanese apricot), 2391 nucleotides long. Its product is annotated as Pentatricopeptide repeat (PPR) superfamily protein. The record is from RefSeq and is a predicted model, not a curated record. NCBI's taxonomy places the organism in Eukaryota, Viridiplantae, Streptophyta, Magnoliopsida, Rosales, Rosaceae.